Messenger RNA from Phytophthora infestans T30-4, 432 nucleotides. RefSeq lists its product as uncharacterized. The transcript is spliced from 3 exons. NCBI's taxonomy places the organism in Eukaryota, Oomycota, Peronosporomycetes, Peronosporales, Peronosporaceae. The record is from RefSeq and is a predicted model, not a curated record. The coding region runs from base 1 to 432 and encodes 143 amino acids.
AUGGAUACAAAGCUGUCUUUAUCGACUGCGACGUUGCUCUCCAUCGCCGAAGACCGGAUCAAAGUCAUCUACGCUGACGACGACCAGAGUUCCAUGGCUAAGUUGGGAAUUGUUCUCCGUGUCUCUCGUCAAGAUAGUCACCGUAUACAACAACAUAGUGGGGAGCAUCUCAGCGUCAUCCGAGCCUCAAGAGCGUCUGGAGUUUGGUUUUCUACUCCCAUGAUCGACUCUCUAGGAGCCAAAUGGAAAGCUCUGAAGCGCAAUUACGAAGAUGCCGAAGCGGAUCUGGUAGAUUUCUUGACGACGGAAUUUCGAUCACGUUUUCAGUGUUUUCUGCACGAAUUGGAGCGUCGUGUGGCGGAGCUGGGACGUCCUCGUGAGCUUCGCACUGGUCUCACACAAACGCAACUGAAGGACUGGCGUUGGCUGUAG